AUGGACCUCAAGCAGGCCCGACUUGAAACCCCACAGACCUACUACAGCGACUCCGACAAGCCUACUUCGGAGCACGGAACCAGCCAGGAUGUCAAUUUCAGAACUUUGUUCCUUCGAAAUCUGCAUCCCACAGUGAGUCAUCACUUAGGCAUCCUGGCCUGUCCCCGUGGCAUGUCUACCCAACAGCUACGAGACUUGGCCCACAAAGCUCACAUUAAGCAAAAGAUUGUGUCCGAAAAGACUUUGAAAGACCACACAAUCUACUCUGUCUCUGAACACUACUCAGAGCUGCCUCUAGAGGGCGCCCCACAACACCACAGCCCUUUUUACAGAGAGUCAAGACCGUUCCAGGGCAGCAGAGGGCAGCACAACCGUGAUGGUGCUCGUCCAAGACACCAGAGCGAGCGCUCUGAAAGAUUCUUGGAAGCCUGCCGGCGACCCAGAAACAGCCAACCCCCAUCACCAAGAGACUCAAGCCCAGACAGCCCGGAGCGGUACCCCUCUCAACAUGCCACUGGUGAGGACACUUUCGAGCUAUUCUCGGUGAAUCUGGAGCUGGAAUCCGUGGAGAAACAGAUCCGUGGUCUGCUGGAAAAGCAAGCCGAGCUGUUGGAUCGGCGAUCAGCACUUGAAGCAGCACGCGCCGAUGCUCACAAAAUAAGUCAAAAUCCAAAUCACAGUCUUUGCUGUCCAAACUUAAUUGAUAUACGUAGUGAAGAACAUUAUAUAGAAACUGUGUCUAUUCCUCGUUUAGUGAAGCCAAACAAUAAAUCUAGUGCAGGAUCUAGCAAAAAUCUUAUUGUAAUUAAACCAGAAAAUCUAAAUAUCAGUGAACAAAAAGAAUUUCUAAAGCUAGGUCUUCUAAACAUUAGAUCGCUCACACCUAAAGCGGUUAUUGUAAAUGAAAUGGUCACAGAUAAUAAUUUCGAUAUACUUUGCCUUACUGAAACCUGGCUUAAACCAAAUGAGUAUUUCGGUCUAAAUGAGUCUACUCCGCCAAGAUACUGUUAUAAGCAUGAGCCCCGUCUGACUGGUCGUGGCGGCGGUGUUGCAACAAUCUAUAAAGAUAUUCUUAAUAUUUCUCAGAAAACAGGUCACAGAUUUAAUUCGUUUGAAGUACUUAUGCUAAAUGUUACGCUCUUAGAUGUAAGAAAGAAAUCCAUAUUAUCUCUAGCCUUGGCUACUGUAUAUAGACCUCCAGGGCCAUAUGCUGAAUUUCUAAAAGAGUUUGCAGACUUUCUCUCGGAUCUAUUGGUUAAUGUCGAUAAAGCAAUAAUUGUUGGAGAUUUUAACAUACACGUAGACAACAAAAAUGAUGCCUUAGGGGCUGCGUUUACAGAUUUAUUAAACUCCUUUGGGGUCAAGCAAAACGUCCGUGGUCCCACUCAUCGUCUAAAUCAUACACUAGAUUUAAUUAUAUCAUAUGGAACCAAUCCAACUGAUAUAGAUAUUAUACCGCAAAGUGAUGAUGUCACUGAUCAUUACAUGGUAACGUGCAUAAUACGUACUGCUGAAAUAUGUCAUGUUGCGCCACGUUAUAGACCAGGCAGAACAAUCCUUCCAACCACUAUAGAUAGAUUCUCAAAUAGCUUACCUGAUCUAUCUCAGCUGCUCAGUGAACCCAAACAAACAGAUGAACUAGAGGAAAUGACUAGCAGUUUGAGCACCAUUUUCACUAGUACAUUAGAUAUUGUUGCACCAAUUAGAUUAAAAAAGGUUAAAGAGAAAACUAAAGCACCAUGGUACAACAGUGUUACGCAUGAUAUCAAGAGAGAAACUCGUAACCUAGAGCGUAAAUGGAAACAAACUAAUUUAGAGGUCUUUAGAAUCGCGUGGAAAGACAGUAUGUCACGUUAUAAAAAGGCUCUAAAAACAGCCAGGGCUGAGCACCUCCGCAAACUAAUAGAAAAUAACCAAAAUAAUCCAAGGUUCUUAUUUAACACCGUGGCUAGACUAACAAAUAAACAGACAUCACCAGAGCAAAAUAUACCGUUACAGUUUAGUAGUAAUGAUUUUAUGAAUUAUUUCAAUGAGAAAAUAGAAAGCAUUCGAAACACAAUUAUAAAUGUACAAUCCUCUAUGGUCUCUUAUGAUUCAGCCUCAAUUAUCGUCCCUCAAGAACAACUACACCGCUUUGCAACGAUAGGACAGGAAGAGCUAAAUAAACUUAUUAUUGCAUCUAAACCAACAACAUGCUCAUUAGAUCCAAUACCCACUAAACUACUGAAAGAAGUGUUACCUGUAGUGGAAGAGCCUCUUCUUAAUAUUAUUAACUCGUCUUUAUUCUUAGGUCAUGUUCCAAGAAUAUUCAAGUUGGCAGUAAUAAAACCUCUCAUUAAGAAACCGCAACUAGAUCCAAAUAACCUAGCAAAUUACAGACCCAUUUCAAAUCUUCCAUUUAUGUCCAAAAUACUAGAAAAAGUUGUAUCCGCUCAACUGUGCUCUUUUUUGCAAGAAAAUGAUAUCUAUGAAAAAUUCCAGUCAGGAUUCAGACCGCAUCAUAGUACAGAAACUGCGCUAGUUAAAAUUACAAAUGAUCUACUCUUAGCUUCUGACCAAGGCUGUAUCUCAAUACUAGUCCUACUUGAUCUUAGCGCCGCGUUCGACACUAUAGAUCAUAAAAUACUCUUGGAUCGACUACAAAACUACACUGGUGUUCAGGGACAGGCAUUAAGCUGGUUUAGAUCGUACUUAUCUGACCGUUAUCAUUUUGUCUCUUUACACGGGGGAAAAUCAAAGUUAACGUCAGUAGACUACGGAGUACCGCAAGGAUCGGUGCUAGGCCCUCUGCUAUUCUCAAUAUAUAUGCUGCCACUUGGUAAUAUUAUAAGAAAACAUGGAAUUAAUUUCCACUGUUAUGCUGACGACACUCAAUUAUAUAUUUCAUCACGACCAGAUGAAAACAUUACCUCAUCUAAAUUGACAGAAUGUCUCAAAGAUAUAAAAUGCUGGAUGACGCGUAAUUUCCUGCUAUUAAAUUCAGAUAAAACGGAGGUAUUACUUAUUGGUCCAAAAAACUACACACAAAACCUCUUACAAUACGACUUUAAUAUAGAAGGAUGCCCUGUUACUUUUUCCACUACAGUAAAAGACCUGGGUGUUAUACUAGACCGCAACUUGUCUUUCGAAAAUCAUAUUUCAUCUGUUACAAGAACAGCCUUUUUCCACCUUAGAAACAUUGCUAAAUUACGUAACAUGCUAUCUGUUUCUGAUGCAGAAAAGUUAGUUCAUGCAUUCAUGACCUCGAGACUAGAUUACUGUAAUGCUUUAUUAGCUGGUUGUCCUGCAUCCUCAAUAAACAAGCUACAGUUAGUGCAAAAUGCAGCCGCUAGAGUUCUUACUAGAUCAAGAAAAUAUGAUCAUAUAACACCGAUUUUAUCAUCUCUGCACUGGUUACCUAUUAAGUUCCGUAUCAAUUACAAAGUACUACUACUGACCUAUAAAGCCCUUAAUGGUUUAGCUCCUAUGUACUUAACGGACCUUCUUUCGCCCUACAAUCCACCGCGUUCUCUAAGAUCACUAAAUUCAAGGCUUCUGGUCAUUCCUAGGAUAUCGAAGUCCACGAAAGGAGGGAGGGCAUUCUCGCAUUUAGCUCCAAAACUCUGGAAUAGCCUUCCCGAUACGGUCCGAUGCUCUGACUCGCUGACACAGUUUAAAACUAGACUAAAGACGUGUCUCUUUAGUCAAGCAUUCACAUAAUGCUUACCUUUUAGUCCUCUGCUAUGCCAUACGGAACCGUUUGCCACUGAAACUGCUUAACGCACCAGUGGGGCUCGACAGCCUUAUAGACAAACGGGUCGGUCCGUAUGGUUGCGGUUGGGUUGCGGAGAGUUUGGGUUGCGGAGAGUUGUGAGAUUAUGGUUUUCUAACACCUACUCCCGUGUAAUGGAAAUCAUUAUGAACAUCAGCUAUGCUAAUUAUUUCCCAUCUGCCUUUCUGCUGUUAUCUCGGGACGCUUGUCCCGAGAAAAAUGGCGUUCGUAGGCUCCAGUUUGGUAUCCUGCCUCUCACGGGGAUUUCGGAUGCCUCAACGCCUGUGAUGAGAAGACCAACGCCUGUGAAGAGACGACUCAACGCCUGCGAAGAGACGACUCAACGCCGGCGAUAU
Rhinichthys klamathensis goyatoka is the source of this 4107-nucleotide messenger RNA. Its product is annotated as RNA-directed DNA polymerase from mobile element jockey. Gene Ontology annotation, molecular function: catalytic activity. Lineage: Eukaryota; Metazoa; Chordata; Actinopteri; Cypriniformes; Leuciscidae. Bases 1 to 3699 code for a protein of 1232 amino acids. The record is from RefSeq and is a predicted model, not a curated record. The transcript has 3 exons.